AUGAAGAUCACUGUAAUGACCGCGGACGAACAGAUUCUCAACUUAGACGUCGAUCCUCACGAAACUGUUGAAAAUGUGAAAGCUCUGCUGGAGGUGGAGACGCGGGUGCUGCUUCAGCAACAGCAGCUGCUAUAUAAUGGGAGGGAGAUGAGGAAUUCUGAGAAGCUGAGUGCCCUUGGCGUUAAAGAUGAAGACUUGAUAAUGAUGGUAUCCAAUGCUGCACCGAGUGCUUCAGCCAAUGCUUUGAGCUUUAAUCCAGAUGGGUCUGCAGUAAACCCAGGAGCUUUUCAGCAGCACAUUAAGAAUGAUUCUAAUUUGAUAGCACAGUUGUUUCAGAGUGACCCAGACUUAGCACAAAUUAUUCUUGGAAAUGAUCUCAAUAGACUGCAGGAACUUUUACGACAGCGUCAUCGCCAAAAGUCUGAACUUCGACGGCAACAAGAUGAGGAGCUUGCUCUUCAUUAUGCAGAUCCUUUUGAUGUUGAAGCACAGAAGAAGAUUGAAGCUGCUAUUCGCCAGAAAGGAAUUGAUGAAAACUGGGCCGCGGCUCUGGAACAUAACCCUGAAGCUUUUGCAAGGGUGGUUAUGUUGUAUGUUGACAUGGAAGUCAAUGGUGUCCCGUUAAAGGCAUUUGUUGACAGUGGAGCGCAGUCAACAAUUAUUUCAAAAAGCUGCGCUGAGCGUUGUGGAUUGUUGAGGCUUUUAGAUCAACGUUACAAGGGUAUUGCUCAUGGAGUUGGUCAAUCAGAGAUAUUGGGUCGGAUACAUGUAGCUCCAAUCAAGAUUGGGAAUAUAUUUUAUCCUUGCUCAUUCUUGGUUCUGGAUGCUCCCAAUAUGGAGUUCCUCUUUGGGUUGGAUAUGCUCCGUAAGCAUCAGUGCAUUAUAGAUCUGAAGGAUAGUGUUUUGAGAGUUGGUGGUGGAGAAGUUUCCGUACCAUUCUUGCAAGAAAAGGACAUCCCAUCUCGUUUUCUGGAUGAAGAAAGGUUUGCCAAGGAAGCAUCCAGCUCAGGAGCUCCUGUUACAUCUGGAACAGCAGAUACAAGCAAAAAUUCACCAUCGGGAGGGCAAUCGUCUGGAAGUGCUCGUUCCAACCCGACUCAGGGACCUGAUUUUGAAGCUAAAGUUGCAAAGCUUGUUGAGCUAGGGUUCGGGAGAGAUGCUGUAAUACAAGCUCUUAAAUUUUUCGACGGUAACGAAGAACAAGCAGCAGGGUAUCUUUUUGGGGGCUGA
Messenger RNA from Prunus armeniaca (apricot), 1230 nucleotides. The record is from the annotation of a GenBank genome assembly. Lineage: Eukaryota; Viridiplantae; Streptophyta; Magnoliopsida; Rosales; Rosaceae.